Molecule: messenger RNA, 489 nt
Organism: Rotaria sp. Silwood2
Lineage: Eukaryota; Metazoa; Rotifera; Eurotatoria; Philodinida; Philodinidae
Source: the annotation of a GenBank genome assembly
AUGUCAGCAUCAACAUCAGGACGUUUAAGUUUACGUCGAAAUAGUGCUGAUCUUUUACAACAUGCUAAACGUUUACAAGAAAAAUAUAUUCUUCAUCCAUUUUGGAUAAAUACAUCAAUGGGUAAAAUCGAAAAUAUUUCUCAUGUUCCCGAUGUCGAUAUUGCGGAAGCUGGUUGCUGUAAAUACUUAUUAAUUGAAGUUCGAAAUCAUGGUACAACUUAUGGUCAAUCAAAAUUUGUUGUUCGUGGUGAUGCUUCUUGUGUUUAUCAUGCUGAUGUGUUGCAAAAAAUUCAGAGUGAAAUAGAUGAAAAAAGUUUAACAUUAGAUUGUAAAGGUGGUGGUCGACUACAAGUUGAUCCUGGAACAAGAUCAAUUUCAAUUUAUGGUUAUUCACCGGAAUUUGGUCAAGCUGAUCAUGUAAAAACGGUAGAAAUUCUUAAAAAGAAAUACCCUCAAUGGGCAAUUAAGAUUCUAGAUGAAGACUAUUAA